Molecule: messenger RNA, 1040 nt
Organism: Etheostoma spectabile (orangethroat darter)
Lineage: Eukaryota; Metazoa; Chordata; Actinopteri; Perciformes; Percidae
Exons: 5
Coding region: 81-839 (252 amino acids)
Cellular component (GO): membrane
Source: RefSeq, a predicted model, not a curated record
GUGUGUCUGUUAGUACAGAACACAACACCCACACCGUUGCAUCGUGCAGUCAGGCAGGAUAACUGGACGGAGACUCUGACAUGUCUAUCUUUGUGAUACUGGGACUGCUGGUCUGCAUAGAGGCACAAGAGCCCAGAGCUGAGACUCCUGUGUUUGUGAAGAAGGGAGAGGACGUUUUUCUGAAUGUCACAAUAGCUAAUGUUACUGAUGCAGAUUUAGUUAUCUGGAAAUUCAAUAAAACUGUUAAUUUAGUACGAUUUGCUGCUGGUGCAAAUCCAACAGUCUAUAAUGGUUACUCUGGAAGGAUUGAGGUGCUUGAGAAAUACUCUGUGAAACUGAAGAAUCUACAAGAGGCAGACAGUGGAGUUUAUACUGCAGUACUGUCUGGGAGUGAAGACAAACAAAUAACUGGAUACAAGAUCACAGUCCAAGUGUCUCCAGUUAUUCUGUCAGUGGACUCUGUGUCCAGCAGCUCAGUCUGGUGUAACCUGACAGUGAGCUGCAGAGCACAGGACUCUCACAUUAACAGCACCUUUAGAUGUGACACCCACACCUGCAGUCAGGAGGGAGGAGAGAGACAACAGGUCACACCCUCUGCUUCUGCUCUCCAUGUCUACUUGUCCAAUGGCUCCAUCAUCUGUAACCAUAGCAACCAGGUCAGCUGGACAAAGGGCAUGAAAACAAUUAAAAAUGUCUGCCGACAUGAUGGUCCAGAGAGUGUCUCUGCUGGUAUCUCUGUGUGCCUGCUGAAGACAGCCGUGUUGUCCAUCGCUCUGAUCAUCAUGGUAGCUGCUGUCAUCACUGUUCACCUCAUGGAGAAGCUCAAGAAGAACAAAUAAAAAUUAAAGGUUAAAGUAGGUGGCAGUAACACACCAGGAAAUACACCAACAAAGCCAGAAUACAUGGACAUAAACAAUAUAGGAUUUAAAAAAUAUUUGUACAAAAUCUGGUGAAAAUGUAUUUCAACUCAUUUGUAAAGCUUAAAUGAUACUUUUAACACAGUUUUGCAAGUAUAACAUCAUGUAAAUAUUGUUUUUUUU